Messenger RNA from Tripterygium wilfordii, 2356 nucleotides. RefSeq lists its product as uncharacterized. Gene Ontology annotation, cellular component: VCP-NPL4-UFD1 AAA ATPase complex. The record is from RefSeq and is a predicted model, not a curated record. Bases 204 to 1913 code for a protein of 569 amino acids. Gene Ontology annotation, molecular function: polyubiquitin modification-dependent protein binding. Lineage: Eukaryota; Viridiplantae; Streptophyta; Magnoliopsida; Celastrales; Celastraceae. The transcript has 3 exons.
AUUGGGAACACCAUUGCCAACCAGUUAUGGGGUUCUACAAAAUUGCGUUUCUUCUUCUGCACGAAGUCGAAGAAGUUUCGAAUCGUCAUCGAUUACGGAGAUAAAUAUUCGACCACCGACCAAUUUGAACAGAUAAAGCACCUCCGAUCACUGGAUUAUUUAUACAGAGAAGAAAUACCAGAGAAAGACAGAGAGACAGAGAGAUGGAUUUUGAGCUGCGAAGGGCGAGAGAGAAGUUAGAUAAGGAGCAGAAGGAGAGGAAAGAGAGAGCCAGAUUGAAAUUGGAAAGAGAGAGAAAAUCCAAAGAAGAGGCCAGGAAGCAAAGAGAAGCAAUCGAAGCCGUCCAAAGAUCUCGAAGGCUCGAUGCCAUGGAAGCCCAACUCAAGGCUGAACAGCAUAUGGAAGAAAAUUUACUUGCUGGUGGGGGAAUCAUGUUCACUCGUAUGUUAGAAGCUGUAUCUUUUCAGGGAAGUGGAGAUAAAAUCAAAAUGCCGCCUUCUUGCUUUAAGGAAUUGUCUGAUCAAGGUGCUUUUGAUAAAGGGCCAAUUUACUUCCGAUUGUCAGUGGUUGAACAAGAGGGUAGUUCAAACAUUAGUGCCACUGAAAUGCUAGAACGAAAAACAACUCAUUCAGGUGUGCUUGAAUUUACUGCAGAGGAAGGUUAUGUUGGGCUUCCACCACACGUAUGGAAUAACUUGUUUCCCAUUGUUGGUGGACAAACUUCCUUGAUUGAGGUUUCGUAUGUUCGACUGCCAAAAGGGACUUACGCGAAACUUCAACCAGAUGUAGUUGGCUUUUCGGAUAUACCCAACCACAAGGCUGUUCUUGAAACAAGCCUUCGCCAGCAUGCCACCCUUUCUCAAGGCGAACUGAUCACAGUCAACCAUGGUGUCCUGACAUACAAGUUACAGGUUCUUGAGUUAAAACCCUCCUCCAGUGUGUCUGUCCUGGAAACAGAUAUUGAGGUUGAUAUAGUGGGUUCAGAUGCAGCUUCAGAGAGAUCAGACCAGCCGGUCCUAAAACCACUUGAAUUUGGAAAGUUGGAAUCCGGAAUGGUUGAGGAAGGAAGUUAUACGUAUUAUAAGUUCUUGAUUGACAAUGAUACUCAGGAAAAAAUUGCUACUGGUGAUGUUGAAGUUGAAGUCAAGAUAGAGGCUGAGACAGGUGGCGGUGAUACUGAUCUUUAUAUAUCCAGACAUCCUCUUAUUUUUCCAACCCGACACCAGCACGAAUGGUCUUCCCAUGACAUGGGUUCAAAGACUUUGAUUCUUAGCUCUAAGAAUAAGAGUGUUGAAGCAGGAAGUUACAGCAUUGGUGUCUUCGGCUUCAAGGGGACGACCAAGUACAAGUUGUCAGCAAGUAUUCAGGACAAUGGUAAUCGUAAGGUGGGUCAGCAAGCAUCCUCUUUGUCAUCUAUGGACAUUGAUACAGCAGAGUGCAGGAACUGUCGACAUUUCAUACCUAGUAGGAGUAUAUCUUUACAUGAAGCCUACUGCUGCAGACACAAUAUUGUUUGUCAACAUGAUGGUUGUCGAAUUGUUUUGAGGGUUGAGGAGGCAAAGAACCAUGUGCACUGUGACAAAUGUGGGAAAGCUUUUCAUCAGGGUGAGAUGGAGAAGCAUGUUAAAGUGUUCCAUGAGCCUCUUCAUUGUCCAUGUGGACUAGUCCUCGAGAAGGAACCAAUGGUACAACAUCAGGCUGCAGAUUGCCCCCUACGUCUUAUUACAUGCCGGUUUUGUGGUGACAUGGUUCAAGCUGGGAGCUCGGCUGCAGAUGUUCGCGACCGAUUAAGAGGACUGUCCGAGCAUGAGAGUUUGUGUGGAUCUAGAACUGCUCCAUGCGAUUCCUGUGGACGGUCUGUCAUGUUGAAAGAAAUGGACAUCCAUCAAAUUGCUGUUCAUCAACAGACUUGAUGCCCACAUCUAAUUAUUUUUCCCCUUUUCCUUCAUGAAGGUAGUCCUGUGUUUAUGUUGCGAGAUACAUUGUCUAGGGACGUUGCUCCUUGCUCGACUUCUUCGUAUGAUUGGCCAGAUCAGAUGGCGGUGUAGGAGUUUUCAUUGGUUAUUGUUGGUGGAACUCACUCCACUCCAUCGAAGAUAUACAGAUAUUGUAUACGGAGAUACUGAUCCUAUUACUUGUAAUGUUGCAUGUUAUGUAUGUGAAAUGUGAUGGGUCUUAUAUCUGAAACACAAUCCCUUCCCCGACGCGUUUGCUUGUUUCUCUUUUCUUUUCUUUUUGAAGUAUAUUCUUGUUGCAGAUGCAGUCUCUGUGGUCUAUCUAAACCCUAAACCAAUCCUGGCAUCCCUCACAAUGCUCAGCUGGUGUUUGUGUUUUAUGCAUUGUUUUUCUAGUAGUA